Messenger RNA from Benincasa hispida (wax gourd), 998 nucleotides. RefSeq names its product SNARE-like superfamily protein. NCBI's taxonomy places the organism in Eukaryota, Viridiplantae, Streptophyta, Magnoliopsida, Cucurbitales, Cucurbitaceae. The record is from RefSeq and is a predicted model, not a curated record. Gene Ontology annotation, biological process: endoplasmic reticulum to Golgi vesicle-mediated transport.
AUCAUGAGCCGUAAGGGUGAGACAGCCAUUUUUUUUAGGAAGAAUUUCUAGUUUUUUCUUCACCCGUUUAGAAGAUCCGACCUUCUUGGUAUCUCAACCGAGAAAUUCGCAUUGCCCGAGUUUUCUCGCAAUCCUGCAAAAGAAUUCCGGCCGGCCACCAUCGAAGAUGAUCGUCUGCGUCGCCGUCGUCGGCCACCAGAACAACCCCCUUUACAUUCAAAGCUUCACGGAGGCCGAUGAUGCUCUCAAGCUCCACCACAUUGUACACUGCUCGCUGGAUGUCGUCGAUGAGCGAGUGAACAAUCCGAGAAAAUCUGGACCGACUCUGAACGAGACAUUUCUGGGUCUUCUUUAUCCAACCGAAAAUUACAAAGUGUAUGGCUAUUUGACUAACACCAAAGUGAAGUUUAUUAUGGUGACAACAGAUCUAGAUGUCAGAGAUGCCGAUGUGAGAAGUUUUUUCCGGAGAUUUCAUGCUGCAUAUGUAGAUGCAGUUUCAAACCCAUUUCAUGUGCCAGGUAAGAAAAUUACUUCCAAAACUUUUGCAGAAAGUGUUAGCACCAUUGUCAAGUCAUUUGGCUUCAGUUCAGCUAUUUGAGUGACAAACCAGGCGACCUUUGACGUAUAGAACUGAACUUCAAUACCGAAUCUGAAGCCAUUGACAGCCACGGUUUACUUUUCAGUUGUGUACUGUCAUCUUUCUUGUAUUCUUGAUAGUAUUUGAAUUUUUUUCCCUCCAUUGUAGUAAGAAAGGUGAAAGAAUUCAACUUUUUUUUUUUUUUUUUCCAUUGACAUUCACUAUUUCUAUUUUAUGCUCCUCUCACAUAACUGGAUUCUGUUUCGAGGUGAAAUGUUAUCUAUGAAUUGCAAGAUUGAAAAGUGAGGAUGAAGGGGUGGUUGGGGUUUUAAGAAUCUCAACUUUAGAGUUGGUUAGCCUAGAUUUAUAUAAUUUGUGUUCAAGUUCCAUGGGUUAUUGAGUUGUAUGAAUUUAGCUUUUA